Molecule: messenger RNA, 2462 nt
Organism: Sinocyclocheilus grahami
Lineage: Eukaryota; Metazoa; Chordata; Actinopteri; Cypriniformes; Cyprinidae
Product: thrombospondin type-1 domain-containing protein 4-like
Exons: 9
Coding region: 1-1443 (480 amino acids)
Biological process (GO): proteolysis; extracellular matrix organization
Cellular component (GO): extracellular matrix
Molecular function (GO): metalloendopeptidase activity
Source: RefSeq, a predicted model, not a curated record
AUGAGCAACAGCAGCUGUGGCUUCUCAGUGGCAGUGGAGAACCCUAUCGCUCCUCCUCCUGUGAUGUCUUCUGCCUCCUCACCUCCAUUUUCAUUCCCUUCCUCCUCAUCUUCCUCAUCAUCCUCAUCGUCUUCCUCUGUGUCUGAUCGAUGGCCACAAGAGAGACCCCGUCCACAGGGCAUAGGACCCAAUCGUAACGCUCGAAUCCCUCCAAGAACGGACCUCCCAUUGGACAAUCAGCCUGUGUUCGUGUGGCGAAGAGGCGCGCUGACAGAAUGCACUGCUACCUGUGGAAAAGGCUCUCAGUACAGAGAGAUUGUGUGUGUGAAUCGACACACAGACCAGGAAGUCCACGAGAGGAGGUGUGACUCCGCAACCAAACCUGCGCCGGAGGAGGAGCCGUGUAACGUUCAUCCCUGUCCACCAUUCUGGGAUAUGGGCGCUUGGUCCGAGUGCAGUGUUUCCUGCGGCUGGGGUGUGCAGCAGCGUCACAUACAGUGCAGGCAGAGUUUUGGGAAUCGCUCAACCAUGGUUCACCCUCAGCGCUGCGCCAGUCUCACCCGCCCCAACGCCACGCAGCCCUGCCACCCACGCGUCUGCUCGCACUGGGAGAUCAGCACCAACUGGAGCGUGUGCUCAGUGGAUUGUGGAGUGGGAAAGAGAACCCGGAGCGUGCGCUGUGUCAGUGACCAUGGCAACACUGUGAAUGAGAGGGAGUGCAGUGACAGGCUCCACCCACAGCACACAGAGGACUGUCACAUGGGUCCUUGUGUCACUAACUGGUACUUCACGGACUGGACAAACACUUGCUCUGCGACGUGCGGGCCGGGCGUCCAGCGGAGAGAGGUGGUGUGUUUGACCGGCGGAGGCACGAGAGAAGGAGACGGAGGAGUGGAGUGUGGGGAGGAGAAACCGGCUGAUAUGAAGGCCUGUAACGGGGGCCCCUGUACACCCACCCACCUCUGGUACACCGGACCCUGGAGGCAGUGUAACGCAGCGUGUGGAAACGGCACCCAGCGCAGGGACAUCAUCUGUGUGAGGAAGACCGGAAGUGACUUCACCGUGAGCGCCGCCAGUGAGUGCUCACACCUGGAGAAACCGUCUCCGGUGCAGCCGUGUGAACUGCAGCCCUGCAAACCGCAGUGGUUCACCACCGAGUGGAGCACGUGCUCUCGGUCCUGCGGUGAAGGGGUGCAGACGCGGGAGGUGCGGUGUCUCACUGCUGACAAACAGCACAACACAGCCUGCGAUCUGGACUCCAAACCUGCCCACGAGCGCUCCUGCAACACCAUACCCUGCAGUCCCUUCGAAGAUGAGAACUGUAAAGACAGACGACAUAACUGCGUAAUGGUGGUCCAGGCUCGACUCUGCGUCUACUCCUACUAUAAGACCGCCUGCUGUGCGUCCUGCACCCAGAGUGCUCAGCGGGCCAAAAGACAUUAACCCUGCACAAGCCACAGAGAAGUCAGGUUCAGAGAUUUACCACCAGAGCCCAAACUCAGCCAAUCAUAGUUCUAGCAGAAGAAACAGCCAAUCAGAGGCCAUUCAGGUUCAAAAGGAAUUUCAGGAGAAAAUUCCAACUUGAACUGAGCUGAGAUCAGGAUCCCUUUAAAGAAAGUUUUAAAAUGUUACUGCAUAUGGGCUCAUAGGCUCAAAUGAUUGACAGUAGCUCUCUCCCCAUUGAUGACGUGUGUUCAGUACACUAUACUGUCAAAUACUCCACCAUUCCUUAAAUCACCUUUAAACAAAUGCACUGAAGUUACAGGUCCACAUUCUGGACACGUGUAUGAAGAUAUUGCUAAGUGGGAACAAUUCUAGAAGUUGCCUUUGUGCUUUUGUCACACAUGAAGUGUUUCAUAACGGUUUACUUUAAUUGCAAGUAAGUGGAUACAGAAUCUGGUAUUUGAACUAAUAUUCUGCUAUGAUAAAACACGCAGAUAAAGCAUCAGUUACACACCUAAUGUGCGUCCUUCACUCCUAAGUAUGUUGCAUUAGCACUAAAGACGUACUGUUUUUGUUAGUAAGUAAAAAACGAAAGAUUUUACCAUUAAAAUUACAUACUUAUUGCAUAAAACUUCUGAGCAGCGAUAUAUUUUUACGUAAACAUUGAUUCUCCGCUCAAAAACAGUGCCUUUGGCCUUGUCUCAGUCCUCUAAAUGGUCCUUAAGAUAUCAGUACUUCAGCAAGGACAUAAAUAUUCCAGCAUAAGUGCUCAUGACUGUCUAAAUAUAGCACACUUGGUGCUGACAGUCAGUCCCACAGAUCAUAUCUGAGUGCAGUGUGAACAGAAAUCUGCAAAUCUACUAUGAAUCUAGUUCAUCAUUAAGCUAUAAAGAGAAGAUGAACAUCAUGAUCUGCUCUUUUUAUUUGAUUCAGUCUAUAUUUCUUUAGGUCGGUUUUGUCUGAAUGUACAUCAGUCCUUUUAGUGUUUCAUGUUUUUGUCAUUUUUUGUGUGACAUGUU